This is a messenger RNA of Cooperia oncophora, 339 nucleotides long. The record is from the annotation of a GenBank genome assembly. Lineage: Eukaryota; Metazoa; Nematoda; Chromadorea; Rhabditida; Trichostrongylidae.
AUGACUCUAAUAGGACCAGCGUGGGAGCCACUGACUCGUCUGGCGAUGGCAAUGACUGGUAUCAACUUUUUUACGCACAUCAUUGGUUGUUUACUGAUGACACUGAACAGAUUCACUGCUGUUUGCUUUCCAUAUCAACAACAACAAAUCUGGAAAACACGCAACGUGUGCAUUUUGCUCGUAAUUGAUAUCGUAUUCUCGAUUUUGGUUCAUAUCGAGAUUUUGAUCGUAUCUUACAUCUACAACCCAAAUCCUGACGGAACAUGGACUCUCGUUGGACGUAGCCGCCCUACCCCUGUACUGAUCACAUGGUUUACUGUAAGGAUUAAAAAUUGGUGA